Messenger RNA from Dioscorea cayenensis subsp. rotundata (Guinea yam), 2583 nucleotides. Its product is annotated as type IV inositol polyphosphate 5-phosphatase 7-like. The transcript is spliced from 13 exons. Bases 422 to 2116 code for a protein of 564 amino acids. NCBI's taxonomy places the organism in Eukaryota, Viridiplantae, Streptophyta, Magnoliopsida, Dioscoreales, Dioscoreaceae. Gene Ontology annotation, biological process: phosphatidylinositol dephosphorylation. Gene Ontology annotation, molecular function: phosphatidylinositol-3,4,5-trisphosphate 5-phosphatase activity; inositol-polyphosphate 5-phosphatase activity; phosphatidylinositol-4,5-bisphosphate 5-phosphatase activity. The record is from RefSeq and is a predicted model, not a curated record.
CAAGGCAAGACCAGAGACAUGUAACUGCACAAUCAAAACAUUCUUUUACCAUUCACUGUACGUCUUCCUGUGUGGGCAGUUUCUCUCCAUUUCUCUUUCUUUUUUUGUUUUCUGUUUAACUCCAUUCCAACCAUUCUUAGAAUCCAUGCUUUGUUUUUUGGUGUGGCUUUGGAUUUGCCAAGAAAUUAAAAAGCUCACAUCUCUGCUUUAUUCUCUCCUUCAAAUUUGCUACUUUGGUUUACUAUAAGGUUUUGAAGGAGGGAUUCCUCCAUCUCUAUAUCUCCCAACCAACCAUUCAUUCAACAUUCAAUCCCCUUCUUCUCUCUGUUUUCAUGCAUUGUGUGAAAUGUGAACAAGUUGUUGUGCUUCUUCAUUUUUGAAUGAGACAGUUGAAUAGGAGGGAGAGGGGAGACCAAGAACAAUGAGAGAUGAGGAUUCAAAGAAAAGCAAGCUCUCAUGGUCUAAGAACCUGAUGAAAAAAUGGUUCAACAUCAAAAGCAAAGCUCAGGAUUUCCAUGCUGAUUUUUCUACUAGAAGAGGGACAGAUAGGGAAUGGAGGAGCAGCUUAUCAGAGAGGGAGCCAACCACUCUUAGGAAAAGCAAAACAGUUGCAUCCCCAGAGAGAUUUAUCAAAAAGAAAUCAAGUCAAAUCAGAGGAAAGAUUGAUCUUGAUGCAGCACAAGUGACAGAAAUACAAGAUUACAGGAUCUUUGUUGCAACAUGGAAUGUAGGUGGGAGAUCCCCACCAAGUUGUAUGAAUCUUGAAGAUUGGCUUCAUGCCUCACCUCCUGCAGAUAUCUAUGUUUUGGGAUUCCAGGAAAUUGUUCCUCUUAAUGCUGGGAAUGUUCUUGGCACAGAGGAUAACGGUCCUGCGAAAAAAUGGGUCGCUCUCAUUAGAAAAACAUUAAACAAUCUCCCUGGCAGUAGCAGCAAUGGCAGUUGCCAAACACCAUCUCCUGCUCCUGAUCCAAUUGUCGAAAUGGAUGCUGAUUUUGAAGGAUCAUCGGUAAAGCAGAAUCCGGCAUCCUUGUUUCAUCGACAUUCUUUUCAAUCACUAAGUAGGAGCUUGAGAAGAGAUGGUGAUAUCUUGGCUCCGCAACCAAGACUUGAUCGUCGGUAUAGUGUUUGUGAAAGAGUAAUGUAUGGUAGUAGACAGAGUGAUUUCGAUUCGAAUUUUCGGUGGGGUUGCUCUUCUGAUGAUGAAAAUGUUAGUGCUGAUUCACCUAGUACCUCAGCAUUUUCUCCGGCAUCUUAUGGUUAUGGUGCUCCAUCGACGAUGGAGGGGAGUGAUCGUUCUGGGAUUACAAGCUACUGUUUGGUUGCGAGCAAGCAAAUGGUUGGAAUAUUUCUUACAGUGUGGGCGAGAAGCGAAAUCAGGAAUGAUAUAAAGAACAUGAAAGUUUCUUGUGUUGGUAGAGGUUUGAUGGGUUAUCUUGGAAACAAGGGUUCGAUUUCCAUUAGUAUGUCUUUGCACCAAACGAGCUUCUGCUUCGUCUGCAGUCAUUUGACAUCGGGACAGAAGGAUGGUGAUGAGCUACGAAGAAAUUCUGAUGUUAUGGAAAUUCUUAGGAAGACUAGAUUUCAAAGAGUUCAAGGAUUAUGCGACAAGUCACCCGAAACAAUCAUCGAACACGAUCGAAUAAUUUGGCUCGGAGAUUUAAAUUACCGAAUUGCUUUGUCCUACCGAUAUGUGAAGGCUCUUGUCGAAAUGCGCAACUGGAAAGCCUUAUUGGAAAAAGAUCAGCUCCGGAUAGAGCAAAGCUAUGGCCGAGUAUUUGCAGGUUGGAAAGAAGGUAAAAUAUAUUUUCCACCUACUUAUAAAUAUUCAAGUAACUCAGACAAGUACACCGGAGAUGAAAUGCACCCAAAAGAGAAACGACGAACUCCUGCAUGGUGUGAUCGAAUUCUGUGGUAUGGAAGAGGGCUGAAUCAACUAUCCUAUGUUCGCGGAGAAUCCAGGUUCUCUGACCACAGACCAGUCUAUAGCAUUUUUACAGCAGAGGUUGAGUUAAUUAAUCCUAGCCGAAUCGAUAACAUGAGUUGCUCUAGCUCCCGAGUUGAGAUCGAAGAUUUUUUACCAUACACCCAUGGUUAUACAGAACUCAAUUUUUUCUGAACAAGGAUAAGAAAAAAUUCUUACAAGUUUUUUGUCCUACCAAAGUUCAUUGGAUUCACUAACAAAGAACAUUACUAAUUGAUUUGCUUACAUCUAUUGAAUCUGCUGAAAUAGUUCCAAUCUGAAGAUUCAAGAAUGCAGUAAAUAUUAUUCAACUCCUUUUUAUCAGUCAUACACAAUGUACAAUGCAGCAUUGUAUAUGAAUCAUGCAUGUUUUUGCUGACAGAAGUCAAAGAAGAAGAAGAAGAAGACAUUAAUAACUAGUAAUCGAAAACAAUGACGCAAUCAUCUGAUAAUAAAGAUGAGUUAAUCAGAAAAUCAUGGCAGCAAUUGAUGAAAGAAACAGGCAGGCCAUACAAGAAGAGAUAUAAAGAGAAAAAGCAGGCAGUCAUCGUUUUAUAUUCUGGAAAGCAAAGAGAGAAGUGUGUGAAUUAUGAUUAUAGCUUUGUGGAUGAUUGUGCUGUGAU